Lottia gigantea (owl limpet) is the source of this 344-nucleotide messenger RNA. RefSeq lists its product as hypothetical. The annotation marks the transcript as partial. The transcript has 7 exons. The record is from RefSeq and is a predicted model, not a curated record. Lineage: Eukaryota; Metazoa; Mollusca; Gastropoda; Lottiidae.
AUUGGUAAUGAUGAGUUUUUUACUGUAAGAUUCUCUGAUGAUGAUAGUGAUGUGAUUGGUAAUGAUGAGUUUUUUACUGUUAGAUUCUCUGAUGAUGAUGGUGAUAUUGGUAAUGAUGAGCUUUUUAAUGUAAGAUUCUCUGAUGCUGAUAGUGAUAUUGGUAAUGAUGAGCUUUUUAAUAUUGGUAGUGAUGAGUUUUUUACUGUAAGAUUCUCUGAUGAUGAUGGUGAUAUUGAUAAUGAUGAGCUUUUUAAUAUUGGUAAUGAUGAGUUUUUUACUGUGAGAUUCUCUGAUGAUGAUAGUGAUGUAGUGGUUAUUGCUGCUCUUCAAAACCAGACUCUCAG